UAAUUCUUUUUCUUCUAAAAAGUCACUAAGUUCACGCACUUCCCUCUCCCCCACAAAAAAGCACCAUCCAUACGAAACACAAACAAAACCGCACUUCAUUUCAUGUCGUUUUUGUCGCAUCACCAACAAGAAAAAAAUAACUCUUUGUUUCUCUCUCUAUUUAGUGUCUCUGUCUUUAAACCAAAUCUAGAGCAACCCAUUUCGUUGUUUAAGCUUCUAGGGUUUCCUUCUUCUUCCAUUUCGCUGAAUGACUACACACCCUUUUCCACACUGACAAGACUGUACUCUCUCUCUUUCAAACAAGGCCUUUGCUUUCGACUCUAUUAUGGCUGGAGAAAUAGCAUGGAUCAGCCACUAUGAUGAUGACUACUUGCAAAAGAAGACCGAGGACUUUGAUUUGGAUCUUAGUGAGGAAGUUGAUAAAGAAGCAAGUGCUGUUUCCGUUGACGUGAUUUUGCCAGAUGAUUUAUUGGAGCGUAUCUUGUCCUAUCUUCCUCUUGCAAGCAUUUUCCGUGCAAGCUGUGUGUGCAAAAGAUGGAAUACGACUGCGGAAAGGUUUUUAUGGAACCCUUCUCAUUUGCUACCGCAGAAACCUUGGUAUUUUAUGUUCACGAGCUCUGAUGAACCAACCGGUCAUGCUUAUGAUCCCAAUCUUCGGAAAUGGUAUUGCAUUGAGCUCCCCUUCAUUGGAACUUCUAAUUGGUUCAUUUCUUCGUCAUAUGGCUUAGUUUGCUUCAUGGACAAUGACAGUAGAACAGAAUUAUGCAUGUGCAAUCCUAUUACUAAAAGUUGCAGGAAGCUUCUAAGGCCUCCAGGGAUGAGCUCUGAUUACGGUGCAUUAGCGAUUUCGGUCGACAAGGAAUCACAUGGUUAUAUCGUGGCAAUUGUGAAAUCAAAGCAAGUCCCAGAAAACUUUUUUCAGUGGGAUAUCUCAAUUCAUUUAUACAAUUCAAAGGAGGAGGCAUGGGCGAUGCCGCUAACUGAGGUUUUGACUGGGUGGAGAGGUGGUGAUGAGAGUGUGAUAUGCAACGGUGUGCUUUACUUUGUAGUUUACUAUGCUGGUGGUGUUCUGCCAGAAAACCGUCACGCUUUAGUCGCAUAUAAUAUCUCCAACCGAUUUUCUCAAGCUAGCUUGAGCUUUAUUCCUAUACCGUGUUCUCUGACAUGUGCUCGUCUAAUGAACAUGAAGGAUAAGCUUGUAAUGGUCGGAGGCAUUGGCAAACAUGAUCAACCAGACAUAAUCAAAGGAAUCGGUAUCUGGGUUCUUCAUGAUAGGAAGUGGGAAGAGAUUGUGCGAAUGCCUCACAAAUACUUCCAAGGCUUUGGAGAGUUCGAUGAUGUUUUCGCUAGCAGUGGCGUCGAUGAUCUAAUAUACAUUCAAAGUUAUGGAUCUCCUGCACUUCUCACAUUUGACACGAACAUUAAACAAUGGAAAUGGUCACAGAAAUGCCCCGUUGCAAAGAGGUUCCCUCUACAUCUUUUCACUGGUUUCUGCUUUGAGCCGAGGCUUGAAAUUUCUCCCUAGUUUGUUAUUCUCUAUAAUAUCAAACAGCUGCUAUUGACAAUUGUUCCAAGUUUCUGGUGAUUUUCUACUGUUUUUACUUGAAAAUUUAUAUGAUUUCUGUGUUUCAACUUGCUUAUAA
Molecule: messenger RNA, 1643 nt
Organism: Lathyrus oleraceus (garden pea)
Lineage: Eukaryota; Viridiplantae; Streptophyta; Magnoliopsida; Fabales; Fabaceae
Product: F-box/kelch-repeat protein At3g61590
Exons: 2
Coding region: 326-1525 (399 amino acids)
Molecular function (GO): protein binding
Source: RefSeq, a predicted model, not a curated record